AUGCCGGUUCGAAACCAUCUACGCAAAGAAGGACAUCGAGGACAGCUGUCACCGCUGUUCCCUCGUCAUGAAUUGAAGAUAUCGGGUCCUCUUCCACACCCCUUUCCAGCUGCCUAUGACGCCGAGCCUCCUGUCACCCCGAACCUUCUGCCCGUGACGCCUAACGUCGUGGCCUUUAAUUCCUCUUAUAUGAGCUCACCCCGCCAGUCCCAUCAGUGUCCGCAAACACCGAUUCAGUCCACUCCUUCCGAGACUUCACGCCCAGCAACAUAUCACCCACACCCGUCCCCAGGGGCGCCUGUGUCUCAUGCUCACCAGGAAUCCCUUUCGAGCAAUGCGUCUCAUAGCUCUACCAUGCACCGUCGACGAGGGAGCACCCUCAAAACGGUAAUGCGGAAGAUCUUUGGUCGCAAACCACGAGACGAGCUUGAUGACCUCAAGUCACCGCAAGAAAUUCCUGAAAUCUACCCUCAGUCGCCCGAGGUCGCUAGCCUACCUGAUGACGAAGAGGACAUGACCGUACAACCUCCUGCUCGCUUUCACAGAUCCUCUUCCCUCCCAAGCCUAAAAAAUAGCCCUAAGAGAAGUUCCAGAAAUUCGAUCUUCGGCUUAGGCUCGCCCCCCGAAGCGUUAUCGUCCUCAGAACUCUUAGAUGUACGGGGCCAUCGGAGACGGGCCACCCUACCCAGUGUUGCGCUCUCUAUCAACGACACUCUUGAGCUUGCCUCAAAACUUGAUGCAGUUGGUACAUUUGAAAGGAAAAGCUCAAUCGCAAGCCUUGAUGCGCUGGCCUCGAAGGCCGAUACCCAUUAUAAACGCCGCUCACGAAGUGCCUGCGGUUUGAGAGAAACUGCUAAAUCCCAUCGCAUGUCUCCAAUCCAAUGGCGACGGAGAAGUGAUGAGAUCAGGUUUUGGAGGGAGAGUACCCUCAAUGAUUUUGCCGAACCUCGUCCCGAUACUGGCGCUGUGUCAUCUGCCACAAGUCACGCUAGCCCUGAAGAGAAAGACGCGGAUCUAAGUGAAGAGUCUAUUGGUUGUCCUAUCGAAGGAGAUGAAUCUGAAGACUCCGAGCCAAACGGCGAGGAAGGGUUUGAUUUCAAAAAUCUGAUGGAAAGCAUGCAAACUGAAAAUGAAGUCAGUUUAGCACAGCGAGUAGCAACUCUCGAAGUCAAACUGAUGGACUUGGAGUUUGCAAUUGCGAAACUACAAAACAACAACACUGAAGCAACUACGGCCAAGAAGAAGGCUACGAGCUCCCCAGUCCGAGGGAGACCCAUGGAACCCAUAAACGACUCCAGCCAGUUCAUCAACUCAUUCGUAUCCACGCCUAGCAUUACUCCACCUCAGGGAUCCCCGGCUGAAAUAGAACCGAUGCAACGCAGCAGCCCAAUUACGCUGUGUAACCACUCACUGGAAUGCAUCUCACAGUCACGGCGCCCCCCGUCACCACAUCGUUCUGAUUCGGGUUUCAAGGGGAUAUCCGUGGAACAAUACAGUGCUCUGACCACUCUCAUGCGACGAGAACAAUGCGCCAGAAAGCUACUGGAAAGCCAAAUCCUUUCCAUGCAACAGGAGAUUCGGCGCCUUCAAACUGGAGAGCCAUGGGUGCCAGGGCAGGGAAGCACCUUUUUGCGAUCCUCAAGCCCCGACUCACAAGUGCUAGCCAACCCGUACCUUCAUGAUUCUCCAAGACAGGUACCAUCAAAUCCAUGGAAACUUCCACAUAAUAUUGAGUCAUCUCAAAAUGACAGCAACUCGAUUAAUAGCUACCGGCAUAACUCUGACUCAAGCCGGUAUAAUACCUACCACCGAUCCCGCAACGACUAUUCCCUACCACAUAACAAUCAUAUUCCGGGGAUGAUAUAG
Molecule: messenger RNA, 1866 nt
Organism: Nannizzia gypsea CBS 118893
Lineage: Eukaryota; Fungi; Ascomycota; Eurotiomycetes; Onygenales; Arthrodermataceae
Exons: 1
Coding region: 1-1866 (621 amino acids)
Source: RefSeq, a predicted model, not a curated record